Monopterus albus (swamp eel) is the source of this 1671-nucleotide messenger RNA. It is a transcript of the gene crls1, whose product is annotated as cardiolipin synthase 1. Gene Ontology annotation, biological process: cardiolipin biosynthetic process. Gene Ontology annotation, molecular function: cardiolipin synthase (CMP-forming) activity. Lineage: Eukaryota; Metazoa; Chordata; Actinopteri; Synbranchiformes; Synbranchidae. The transcript has 7 exons. The record is from RefSeq and is a predicted model, not a curated record. Gene Ontology annotation, cellular component: membrane; mitochondrion. The coding region runs from base 128 to 1228 and encodes 366 amino acids.
CAAUGAAUCGGUUUACGGCAACAUGGCCUCGACAAGUGAGUCUGUCGGUUCUGACCGUCAGACUGAACCUGUACCAUGAAACCGGGGAAGCACAACACAACACGGUAACGGAGGACUCGUGAAGAAGAUGUGUUUUCGGGGACUUUCUGCCUCGUUGUGCCGCAACGCAGCAAGCGUUCGGUGUCUGGUGUCCGCGCGGUGUGCGGACGUGUGUUGGCUCGAGCCUGCAUCAUGGCGGCGGAGACACACAUCUAUCAAGGUGUGUGCGAGGUUGAAAACGUCUCGGGUGAGCAGCUCGUGCCUCUUCAGGUUCAAAGGGAUAGACAGCCGCGUCGCGUGCUGGAGUGCGACCCUCCAACAGGUGACACCGGCCGCUUGGCACGAACAGGGACCCGUAGCUCUGUUCCCUGGAGGUCACGGGAGGUCGGCGACUAGUUUCCGGUCUCUUCUGCCCCUCAGAGUUCGUGGACUUUGUAGCGGAAAGACAAAAGAAACACAGGACAACUCCCCGGUAGAGGGGGGGACUGAAGGCGGUGCCGAACCGGGACACGGACCGGUAGAGGGGGGGACUGAAGGCGGUGCCGAACCGGGACAAGGACUGUUUAAGUUCAAAGAGCUGUAUGAAAACCCAUGGACCAUCCCCAACCUGUUGUGUAUGUGUCGGAUUGUGCUUGCUCCAGUCCUGGGUCACCUGGUCAUCCAGCAGCACUUUCACCUCAGCCUGGCUCUGUUUACUAUCGCUGGAGCUACUGAUCUGUUGGAUGGUUACAUUGCAAGAACGUGGCCCACUCAGAAGUCGGCGCUGGGCAGUGCACUCGACCCACUGGCUGAUAAAAUUCUCAUCAGUAUUUUAUACAUCAGUCUCACCUAUGCUGAACUUAUACCAGCUCCACUGACGGCCCUGGUGAUUUUCAGAGACAUCGGUUUGAUAGCUGCUGUGUUUUGGGUCAGAUACAAGACUGUUCCUCCACCGGUGACACUUAAUAAGUUUUUUAACCCCUACUACACCACAGCACAGCUCAAGCCCACACUCUUCAGCAAGGUGAACACAGCGAUCCAGCUCUUUUUGGUCGCUGCUUCUCUGGCUGCUCCAGUCUUCCAGUAUACAGACAGUGUCCUGUUGCAGUGCUUAUGGUAUGUUACCGCGGUGACAACAGCAGCAUCAGGCUAUAGCUACUGGCACUAUGGCCGCAAGACUGUCCAGGUGCUGAACACCAAAUCACCAUGAGUGACACAGCAGGAAGCACCAAGAGGGCAGAACAAAGGCAGCAAACAGCCACUGAUUAGCUGUGGAAGAAGUUGGACAGACAGACGGACAAUCUCCAGGAGCACUGAAACCAAGUGGCUGUGACAGCCAUUUAUGGGUUGUCAUGGCAAUGACACGUGGAAGCCAAACAAGGCCGCAGAUGGUUGAUUCCAACACUACAGAAAUGCCUAACAGCACCUCUGCCACUGGACUGGCUGCGGACAGGACACACGCAGACAACCAGGAAUAGCAAACACCGAUAUGGACCAUCCACCCACACACACGUUUCAAGUAUGUGUCAGAUGAUACGACAAGAGCUGCUGCUUUUCUUUAUUUCAGGUUUUUAGUCAAAAGGUGUUGUCAGUCUAAUCAUUGUUAGAUAAUUGUCACUUUUGUAAAGCAAUGAAUUAUGAUUAAAAUUGAAA